Molecule: messenger RNA, 1542 nt
Organism: Achroia grisella
Lineage: Eukaryota; Metazoa; Arthropoda; Insecta; Lepidoptera; Pyralidae
Product: meiosis-specific nuclear structural protein 1-like
Exons: 9
Coding region: 1-1530 (509 amino acids)
Biological process (GO): cilium organization
Cellular component (GO): motile cilium
Source: RefSeq, a predicted model, not a curated record
AUGGUCAAAAUACGAUAUUUUAUUAUCGAACCAAAAAAUGAACUGCAGCGUAAUGCGAUUACUGAAUCUCGACGUAAGGAAUUGGAGGUAUACGAAAGGGCUUUGGAUAUUCAAUGGUUGAACAAUCGCAUGGAAGAUGGCAGAAUGGGUCGAUGUCUUGCGCUCAUACAGAAAGAGGCUGAGAUGGAGAAGGAAUUCCAAGAGAGAACAGAUCAUGCAGCAAUAGUUAAUGCACGAGCACAGAAAGAAACAGCCCUCGGUAUUGAGAUAGCUAAAGUACAACAAGAGGAGACAUGUGAACUUCUACGCAGGCACUAUCUCCGAGAGAGAGAUCCCAGUCUCAGAGAUCUAGUUAGAAAACUACAGGCUGGGUAUGUCUGCAGGGACUUGAAGCAGCAAAUAUUGAAUAAUGAGUAUAGGCGACUUCAGGAUAAGGUUCAAGAACGACAUGCUCAAAGCGUACUACGAAACGCUCUAUACAAUGAUACAGAAGCAAAACAACAAGAAGAGAAAGAGAAGAUGGAGCGUAACACACAGUACUGCAAAGAACUGCAGCAGCAGUUAGUCAACAGGCAGCGAGUGAAGCAGUGCCAGUACGAGGACACGUUAAUUGAAAAGAAGAUGCUGGAUGACGUCAUUCGAACUUUAGCGGAUGAAGACCAGAGAGAACUGCAACACAAACGCGAGCAAACGGAGAAGAUUCGCAACGAAAUGCUGACGUUUCAAAAGGCCCGCGAGGCGUGGAGACAGAAGCAGAAGCACAUGGUGAUCGUGGAAGAACGGCGGAUUGAAGAGCAGAAGAAAGCAGCAGCCGACAGGAGUCUGACUGUUAUAGCAGCAAGGCAGGAAAAACUGCGAAAGAGAGAAGAAUUUAAUGCUCGGAUUGGCGAUAAAAUAUUGUCUGACGAGGCGACUCGUCAAGAACGGGAGAACAUCAUUAAGCUUCUCCAAGAGCAGGAAUAUCUGGAGAAGAAUGUGCAAGACGAUAUCGCCGCCAAAGAGAAGUUGACAAGAGUGACAACUGAUACCAAAGAAGCGUUAACAAACCAAAUGGAGACGAGGCAACGGCUGGCGAAAGAGCAGAGGGAGAGGGAAGCACAAUUUAGAAAACAAGCAGAAGCAAAGAUGGCAGCAGAAGAAGAGAAAGAGCGGGAGAAGGAGAGGCAUUUGAAGGAGAAGAGGCGACAGUACGCGAAGCAGCUGCGAGAUCAGAUCGCAGACAAUACUCGGCGGAGGGAACUCGAGCGACGCCGCGAAGAACAACAAGCUCUUAACGUUUGGAAUACGGACAAAGCAUGGCGUUCAGAAGUUGCUACGGAGCGUAAGCAGAUCCUGCAGGAACACGCUCCUCACCUGGUGGGAUACCUGCAGGCUGGAGUGCUACAACAAGAAGACCUUCCCGUCCUCAAGACGGGAGCUGAACAGCAUGACCACCUCAGAACCUUGGACCUGGAGUCAUUGUCCAUUAAAAAUAGACCACAAGGCACUCCCAAGUGUAACGCGCAGUGCAGAAUACUGAGAGAGUACUAAAAUUAAUUAUGU